Messenger RNA from Durusdinium trenchii, 411 nucleotides. The record is from the annotation of a GenBank genome assembly. NCBI's taxonomy places the organism in Eukaryota, Dinophyceae, Suessiales, Symbiodiniaceae.
AUGCAUUGCGCAAUUCACAUUCUGCUGCUUUUCCUUUUUGUGCCACUCUUCGGGAUCAGAGAGAAAGGAUACAGAACAGAUGCGAAGACUUUCAGCGAAGUGGCUUCUUCGGAGCCAUGUAGCUGGUUUUCGGCCAACCCGAUCCAUUGUCUCAGAUCGAAGUAUGUGUUCAAUCACUCCCCACCUUGUACCUAUUAUAUCCCUGGCUUGGAGAACAAACUAGAGGUCAAUGAAAGCAUUGGCUGCUUCUUCAAAGUGAAGAAGGAUGUUGUAGAAGAUGCUCACAGCUACUAUUUGCCCAAAUGGGAUGACGUAAGCACGUUCCUGAAGUCGAGCUCGUUUCUCUUCACUGAACCCCGUGAGGAAGACACGGUGGGAGACACAGGAGCUACGGGUGCAGGAUCUGGCUGA